AUGCUCUACACACCUCAAGCGAAUACCUACGCUCCUUCCAUGAAUGCCAACUAUGUCAUCACGUAUGAUACUCUCCUCGAAAAAUUUGAAGACAUGUAUCCUAUCGUGUUGGAGAAUCGUGUGAGUCCUCAACAAUUCUCGGAAACCAUUGCCCGUGCGAGUCAAAUCAUGCGAGAGCAUAUGUCUCAUAUUCAGACUCGUCCUCUCCGUACUUUUUUAGCUGUAUUUGGAAUUAUUAUGGUUGCUACCAUGCUCUUAACUGCUGUUCCCUUGUUGAUCUACUUUCUAGCCUAUGCCGAUAAUGGACAAUAUAAUAACGGAUGGUGGGUUUGGAUCGCCUUCCCCAUGCUCUAUGUAUUUGUCAUCAUUGGAAUUACCAUGUGGUCCAUUCGGAGAAGACAAUUAAUAGUCAAGCGCCAUGCUCAGUGCAAGGCUGAUUUGCAUAAUUUCCUUCAAUCCGAAAACCAAAACAAGUACAUGAGAAUGGGAGUUCAAUUUGUGUUGAAUUAUAAUACGAGUGUGAUUAUGGGCAAUCGAUACACGACUGUAAUUACUUAUAAGCAUUUAAUCAGCAUUCCAUCCAUUGCUCUCUUUGUGAGCGGUGGAAAUGCUGGCAUGGUGAUGGUUCCAGUGGUGGGACAACCUCAACAACCCAUCAUGGCAUUUGGACAAGCCGGAUAUCAACAACAAGCCAUGCCUUAUCAACCACCAACCACUGCAACAACCACAACUCCAAUGUAUUACACACAACCUACUACACAGAGUGAUGAGAAAUUGGAUCAACCCUUGAUGCAACAACAACAUUAUAUGUAA
This is a messenger RNA of Naegleria lovaniensis, 813 nucleotides long. RefSeq lists its product as uncharacterized. Bases 1 to 813 code for a protein of 270 amino acids. The transcript has a single exon. The record is from RefSeq and is a predicted model, not a curated record. Lineage: Eukaryota; Heterolobosea; Eutetramitea; Acrasida; Naegleriidae.